AUGGUGGCCGUAUCUGCAUCUACAGCGGCGCCCAAUAUCAUUCGAAACUUGAAUUUGCGAGUCAAGGCGAACAACAUCAACGUCAACAAUUUGAACUUUCCUCUUGUGUGGAAGAGUUGGAACCGGGCCGCAUUCUUCUCAGCUACGGCAGCUUCGACCACGACCACCAGUACCGGGUCGACGACAUCUGCACGAACCCUACAACCAUCGCCAUAUCCGACCUCAAGGUACAACGUCCAGUCGAGAAGUAUCGCGACCAUGGCUUCGCAGGAAGCCCCAGAGGAUCUCCCACAAACGACACCACCGGAAGGGCUGCAACAGCAGAUGGCGAAAGAGGAUGCUGCUGCUGCUGCUGUUCCCGCUCCCAAAGAAUCCGUCGUCGCCGAACCUGAGUUGCCGAAGCUUUCCGCCGCGGAGUUUAGGGUGUAUAACAGGCUGGCUGUCAUGAUGGAUGCAUAUCAUAACCACUUCCGCUAUACCUGGAACCUGCUGUACAAGACAUGUACCUCCGGCACUCGGCCGGCAGGAAUGUCAAUCCGAGCAUUCAUCUCGCAGGGUUUGCACCUCUGCCACGCUCUGACCGUCCAUCACACCAUUGAAGAGCGACAUAUCUUCCCGGAGCUGGCGGAACGAAUGCCGGCGUUCGCGCCCCAGGAACACCUGAUCUCGCAACACGAACAGAUCCACGAAGGGCUGGAAAAGCUCGAGGCGUACCUCGAUGCCUGUCGAACCGGGGAGCGGGAGUUGCGAUUGCCCGAGUUGAAGGAAAUCAUGGAUUCGUUCGGUGAAGUGCUUUGGACGCAUCUGGAUGAUGAGGUUCGGAUGCUGGGCGCCGAAAACAUGCGCAAGCAUUGGUCCAAGGACGAGAUUCUGUCGAUGAACUGGUGA
Exophiala dermatitidis NIH/UT8656 is the source of this 888-nucleotide messenger RNA. RefSeq lists its product as uncharacterized. Lineage: Eukaryota; Fungi; Ascomycota; Eurotiomycetes; Chaetothyriales; Herpotrichiellaceae. The transcript is spliced from 2 exons. The coding region runs from base 1 to 888 and encodes 295 amino acids. The record is from RefSeq and is a predicted model, not a curated record.